AUGCAACUCCUCACUGUAGUCGGCGCCAUCGCCGUACUAUCCAACGUCGUCUCGGCGAUUCCUCAACCUAACGAGAAAGUUGAGAACAUCCAAGAAAAACGAUGGAACUGGCCAUGGGAAUCCCAUUCGGGAAAAGGUGGACAUGAAUGGGGUGAUGAUGAUGAUGACGACUACGAUGAUGAUGAUAAUGCGGCGUCUUCGUCUCAAUCGCUCUUGCCAUUUACACAUCCGCAUCUGAGGGCUGAGGAUAGGAGCAUGAGUAGUGGGAUCUCUAGGAUCUCUAUGACUACGCUGCUUUCGACCAGUUCCAGUUCUUUGAUCGAUGUCUCUACUGCUACGGAUCUAUGGAAUUCGCUUUCGACAAGUUUGGGUCUCGCAAAUAGUGUUUCGGUUACAAUUUCGACUGUCACAUAUCCAAUCCUAUCAGCAACAUCCGUCGUCAUAAACACAUCACCAACUUCCACUUCCACUGCCCUCGGACUCUCCAUCUCAGGCGCCCCAUUCUCACAACCCUCUAUCAUCAACAACAUCUCCGACCCCGCCUCCCUCUCCCUCCCCCUCUCCCUCUCAACCACAACCUCAACCCUAAUCAAUAUCCUCCCCCCACCCCAAUCCACCCCCUUAACACUAACACUCUGCCCCGCAAACCCCACCAGCAUCGUCACCAUAACCGAAAAUUGCACCCGCACCGAAUGGAUUACCGUUAUCGCAAGUGAGGCGUGGACUACCACUCCUUUAUCUACUUUUUCCCCCACGACUACCAUGCCUACACCAUCAUCUUCUAUUUCCGGUGUACCACCUUCGGGAUUCCCUUCAUCGAAUAAUGCUAAUUCGACGGGUCUAUGGACCGCGACGCCGAGUACGAGUGUGAGUACUAGUGCAAGUGCAAGUAGAGGAUGGACUACGAGUGUUCAGUAUAAUACUAGUUCCUCGUUAGCAGUGGGAACGGGCACGGGGGUACUGGGUAGUGUUUCGAUUUCAAUUUUUAGCUCGAGCUCGAGCACUUUUGUCUCGAGCUCUUCUACGGCUACGGAUAGUCUUACAUAUUCAUCUUCUUCUGUUUCUUCAACCCUGACUUUUGAAUCGUCAUCAUCAUCGUCAUCAUCAUCUUCAAGUUUCUCAUCAACAUCAUCCUCAAUCCCAGCAUCCUCAUCCUCAUCCUCAUCCUCAUCCUCAACCUCAACCCAAGAAUCCACCUCCACCACCCUCCUCUUCUCAACCACCACACUCCCCUACUCCUCUCCCACACUAUCCUCCUCUCCCCCACCAUCCUCCUCCUCCACCACCUCCUCCUCCCCCCUCAUCUCCGCAACCCCCAUCUCAACCGGCACCACCGAUCUCCACCCCAGCACCACCGUCCUAUUCACCACCACCGUCACCACCAUCCAAGUAAGCGGAACCCCCAACCCCGCAGCCGUCCAUUGUGGACUCCACGGAUUACCUGUUGGGGAUUAUUUUCUGGCCGAGUUUGUCGAGGAUAAGUCGGGUGUGCCGGUUAGUUUGAGGGGGUGUUGGGAGUUUUGUCGGGGCGUAUAUGGAAUAGAUAAAGGAUGUGUAGCCUAUUCAUACUACCCAGAACCAGGAACAGGCGCUCCCAGAUGCGAUCUUUUUGGGGGAAGUGUGGCGCAGAGUUUGGAUAGUAUUAUUCCGCAGGUGCCGAAUGUUUGGUUUGAUUUGGAGUGUGGGCAUCCGAGGUUGAUUGUCGUUUGA
Molecule: messenger RNA, 1710 nt
Organism: Sclerotinia borealis F-4128
Lineage: Eukaryota; Fungi; Ascomycota; Leotiomycetes; Helotiales; Sclerotiniaceae
Source: the annotation of a GenBank genome assembly